GUGAUAAAUAAAUUUAUUGCUUCCCAAAAUAUGUUCGGUGCAUAUAAAUAGCCAGAUUGUUGCUCGAAAAUCAACAGUAAAAGUUGAAGCUUCGAUUACUAUAAGCACUUAUUUUAAAUUUUAAAAAUGGCGAAAAUUUUACUCACUAUUCUUGUCGCUGUGUUAGCUAGCGUUGCUGCUAAUCAGUGUCUUCCGAAGACUUGUCGCGGAAAAACACAUACUAUGUGUUUAUAUAGCUCAUCGAAACCAUCGCCAUAUUGUAAUAAAGUACAAACAAGUUCGCUGACACCCGAAGAAGAACAAGAAAUUCUUGAUGCGCACAAUAAAUUCCGAGCUAGAGUAGCCAGUGGACAAGAAAGUCUUGGACGCCCUGGACCACAGCCAGCUGGUCAUAUUCCACCACUCAAGUGGGACAAGGAAUUAGCACAAGUUGCUCAAAGAUGGGCCAAUCAAUGUAAAUUCGGUCACGAUAAAUGCCGCGAUGUUGAACGGUUCCAAGUUGGUCAGAAUGUAGCCUCUAAAAUGCACAGCAACCAACAUGUAGCCCAAAUGGGUGAUUUGGUUAAAAUGUGGUACGAUGAAGUAAAAGACUUUGACAGCCGGCAGGUCCAGAGCUUCAAACCACAACCAGAGCCGAAAAUUGGACACUACACCCAACUUGUUUGGGGUGAAACAACUCUCGUAGGUUGUGGAGCCGUUAGAUAUUUCGGGUUCGACAACUGGUACACCACCUACUUGGUUUGCAAUUAUGGGCCAACUGGAAACUGGAUCGGCAGUCCACUUUACCAGACUCGUUAAUUUGAAUUUUGACGUGUCAUUAUUUUCAUUGAAUAUAUUUCAAUUGAUAUAUUUGAUAAAAAUUCAAAUAUUGCUGUUAA
Molecule: messenger RNA, 878 nt
Organism: Microplitis demolitor
Lineage: Eukaryota; Metazoa; Arthropoda; Insecta; Hymenoptera; Braconidae
Product: venom allergen 5-like
Exons: 3
Coding region: 127-798 (223 amino acids)
Cellular component (GO): extracellular region
Source: RefSeq, a predicted model, not a curated record